CAUAGGAUGGCCCCACAGAACGCUGUGCAGCUGUCCCUGAAGAAGCCCACCUAUGCAGUGUGUGUGGUGGGCAUCAAGACGUAUGUGGAUGUUCGCAGCGAUGUACCCAAGGGCGCCAAGGCCUUCGGGGUCUCUGGGAGCUCCGGGGUAGGGAUCAUUAUGGUCUACGACCCAGCACGGGUGACAGAGCCUGCAGGCAAGUCCCACUGGCCCCUGGACGCCGACGUGGAUGUGACCAUAACUGUGGACACAGCCAGUAAGGACUUAAAUGAUCUCAAGGUGAAGGUCUCCUACUUCAGGCAGGACGAGGACAGAGCCCUGGGCCACAGCGUGCUCUACCUCACGGGCGUCGACGUCUCCCUCGAUGUUGACACAGGCCGCAAGGGCAAGGUAAAGAGGAGUCGAGGCGACAAGAAAACCUGGCGCUGGGGCCCCGAGGGCUAUGGGGCUAUCCUGCUGGUGAAUUGUGACAGGGAUAGUCCCAAGUCCAAGGGACUUGACCUCGCUGACAGCAAGUUGACGACACUGGAUGACCUGAAGGACAUGUCCCCAAUGGUGCUGACCUGCGAUGGCCCUGACAAGGUCUUUGACAGCCACAAGCUGGUCUUGAAAGUGCCGCUUUCUGAUGCCAGAAGAGUGGGGGUCUUCUGCGCUCGGGGUGGGAAUUCCCUCUCAAACUACAAGCAGGUGCUGGGCCCCCAGCAUCUGUUCUAUGAAGUAGAGCGGCAGCCAGGGGAGCGGGAGAUCAGCUUCUACGUGGAGGGGCUCGCCUUCCCCGACACCAAUUUCUCAGGGCUCGUCUCUCUCAGCGUCAGCCUGGUGGACAAGAGGACCCUGCUCGAGGUGACCAUCUUCACGGACACCGUGGCCUUCCGCAUGGCCCCCUGGAUCAUGACCCCCAACACCCAGCCCCCCCUGGAGCUGUUUGUGUGCAGCGUGGUAGACGCUCAUGGCUCAAAUGAGAAAUUUCUGAGAGACUUGUCUGAUCUGGUGUCGAAAGCCAACUGCAAGCUGAUCAUCUGCCCUUGGAUCGAAAAUCGAAAUGACCGCUGGAUCCAGGACGAGAUGGAAUUUGGCUAUGUGGACGCGCCUCACAAGUCCUUCCCAGUGGUCUUCGACUCCCCCCGAAACAGAGGCCUGAAGGAUUUCCCCUACAAGAGGAUCCUGGGUCCUGACUUUGGAUAUGUAACCAAGGAAAUCCCGUUUGCUGGCGCCUCUGGCCUUGACUCCUUCGGCAACCUGGACGUCAGCCCACCGGUGACAGUGGGUGGCAAGGAGUACCCCCUGGGCCGGAUCCUCAUUGGCAGCAGCUUCCCCAAGUCAGGUGGGCGGCGAAUGGCCAAGGUGGUGCGGGACUUCCUGAAGGCACAGCAGGUGCAGGCGCCCGUGGAGCUCUACUCGGACUGGCUGUCCGUGGGCCACGUGGAUGAGUUCCUGAGCUUUGUGCCCACCUCCGACCAAAAGGGCUUCCGGUUGCUCCUGGCGAGCCCCAGCGUUUGCCUGAGACUCUUCCAGGAGAAGAAGGAGGAGGGCCAUGGGGAGGCAGCCCAGUUUGACGGGUUAAAGAACCAGGCGAAGAGAAGCAUCAAUGAAAUGCUGGCAGACAGACGCCUCCGGAGAGACAGUCUCCAUGUACAGAAAUGCAUCGACUGGAACCGGGAGGUGCUGAAGCGGGAGCUGGGCCUGACGGAGCAGGACAUCGUGGACAUCCCGCAGCUCUUCUACCUGCAGGGCCCCUACGCAGAAGCCUUCUUCCCCGACAUGGUCAACAUGGUGGUGCUGGGCCAGCACCUGGGCAUCCCCAAGCCCUUCGGACCCCUCAUCAACGGCCGCUGCUGCCUGGAGGAGAAGGUGCGCUCCCUGCUGGAGCCGCUGGGCCUCCACUGCACCUUCAUCGACGACUUCCUGUCCUACCACAAGCUGCUCGGGGAGAUCCACUGUGGGACCAACGUGCGCAGGCAGCCCUUCCCCUUCAAGUGGUGGCACAUGGUGCCCUGAGCCUGUCCACCCCGGCGUCCUC
Messenger RNA from Pteronotus mesoamericanus, 2020 nucleotides. It is a transcript of the gene PADI1, whose product is annotated as peptidyl arginine deiminase 1. Gene Ontology annotation, cellular component: nucleus; cytoplasm. The transcript is spliced from 16 exons. The record is from RefSeq and is a predicted model, not a curated record. NCBI's taxonomy places the organism in Eukaryota, Metazoa, Chordata, Mammalia, Chiroptera, Mormoopidae. The coding region runs from base 7 to 1998 and encodes 663 amino acids. Gene Ontology annotation, molecular function: calcium ion binding; protein-arginine deiminase activity.